Molecule: messenger RNA, 1807 nt
Organism: Impatiens glandulifera
Lineage: Eukaryota; Viridiplantae; Streptophyta; Magnoliopsida; Ericales; Balsaminaceae
Product: nucleobase-ascorbate transporter 6-like
Exons: 14
Coding region: 74-1747 (557 amino acids)
Biological process (GO): transmembrane transport
Cellular component (GO): membrane
Molecular function (GO): transmembrane transporter activity
Source: RefSeq, a predicted model, not a curated record
AUGUGAAAGAUAUCAUGUAUUUUCUUUGCAACUGUCUGUCCAUGUUACAGAUUUGGAAAGAACAUGAAAUGAUAUGGUAUACAUUUUUGUAUCAGGUUUGUUUAUUUUCUGUCCCAUUGAAAUUGCACAUUUUGGGGAAUGUGAAGAAAACUGUAAAUGUGGAUGUAAUGCUCCAAAAUUUGAGGAGAUAAAGCCAUUUCCCAUCUUGGAUCAGCUCCCUGGCGUCCAUUACUGCAUCAACAGUUCUCCACCAUUGAUGAUAGCGAUUGCUUUAGGGUUUCAACAUUUUCUUGUAGCUCUUGGCACUACUAUUUUCAUCCCUACCAUAUUUGUGAAUCAAGUGGGAGGCUCCAAUUUUCAAAAGGUUAAGUUGAUACAAACGUUUAUGUUUGUCUCUGGAGUAAGCACAUUGUUACAGUCCUCGUUUGGAACGCGGCUUCCAUCUGUGAUGCGUGGAUCUUACUCUUUUCUCAUCCCAAUGGCUUCUAUUAUACACUCCAAACGAUUUGAAUCAUGCUCUAACCCUGAAAAGAGAUUUGAGUCGGCGAUGAGGGACGUGCAGGGCGCUUUGAUUAUCUCCUCAUGCUUCCAACUUGUAAUAGGUUUCUUAGGGUUAUGGAGAAUUGUUGUUAGGUUACUUAGUCCACUCUCCAUGGUUCCUAUUGUGACUUUUACUGGACUUGGGUUGUAUUCUCUUGGCUUCCCAUUGCUAAUAAAAUGCGCGGAAGUUGGGCUCCCGGAGUUAGCUUUAGUUGUUUUAAUCUCACAGUAUCUUCCUUAUUAUCUUAAAAAAGCAGGGCGAGUAUGUGACCUGUACGCGAUUGUGUUCUCAAUCGCGUUUGCAUGGAUUUACGCUAUAAUUUUGACAUCAAGUGGUGCAUAUAAAAACUCAAACUCAGAAACUCGAUCUAGUUGCAGUUCCGAUCACUCAAGACUUGUUAGUGCUGCUCCAUGGAUUUACAUUCCUUACCCGUGUCAGUGGGGAAACCCGACGUUUAAUGCUGGAAGCGUUGUUUCCAUGACGGUAGCAGCCCUUGUUGCUUCAGUUGAGUCAACAGGUGUAUUUCUUGUUACGGCAAGAUUUGGAAGCGCCACACUAGCCCCGGCGUCUGUCCUAAGCCGUGGAACGGGCUGGAUGGGAGUUGGCACCAUGAUGGCGGGCUUGUUUGGUUGUCCAACGGGCUGUAGUGCAUCGGCAGAAAAUGCUGGAUUUUUGGCAAUGACAAAAGUUGGAAGCAGAAGAGUGGUUCAAAUAUCAGCUGUCUUUAUGAUUUUCUUCUCAAUAGUUGGGAAAUUUGGAGCAAUUUUUGCAUCUAUUCCUCUUCCAAUUUUUGCAGCUCUUUUCUGUAUCUUCUUCGGCUACGUUUCUUCUGGUGGACUUGGUUUUCUUCAAUUCUGCAAUUUAAACAGCUUCAGAACAAAAAUGAUACUCGGUUUGUCGUUCUUCCUUGGACUUUCUAUACCGCAAUACUUCAGGGAACAUGAAAUUGCUUCCGGGCAUGGCUCCAUUCAGACGCGUGCUAGAUGGUUCAAUGACAUGUUAACAGUCAUCUUUACAUCCCAUGUGACGGUGUCUGCUGUGAUCGCUAUUCUGUUGGAUCGGACUCUACCUCGCGAGAAUGAUGAUGGUCGGAGAGACAAUGGGUUGCAGAUGUGGGAACGGUUUGUCAAGUACAACACGGAUCCUAGAACCGACGAAUUCUAUAGAUUGCCUUUCAAUCUUAAUAGUUUUUUUCCGCCUGUAUAAGUAUAGAAUUUCCUUUUGCUGGGAACAUGGAUUUUGCAAGUGUGUUUUUCAUUGCCUUCU